This is a messenger RNA of Pseudomassariella vexata, 1164 nucleotides long. RefSeq names its product eukaryotic translation initiation factor 2 alpha subunit-domain-containing protein. Gene Ontology annotation, cellular component: eukaryotic translation initiation factor 2 complex; eukaryotic translation initiation factor 2B complex; multi-eIF complex. Lineage: Eukaryota; Fungi; Ascomycota; Sordariomycetes; Amphisphaeriales; Pseudomassariaceae. The record is from RefSeq and is a predicted model, not a curated record. The transcript has 2 exons. Bases 169 to 1014 code for a protein of 281 amino acids. Gene Ontology annotation, molecular function: translation initiation factor activity; RNA binding; ribosome binding.
UGCCGGUUUUACGAGGAGAAAUUCCCCGAGAUCGAUAGCUUUGUCAUGGUCAACGUCAAGCAGGUUUGUCCUCCUGAAUCGGCGCCCGGAGCAACCGACUGGCGCCCGUAGGCAAUCACGUUGCAGGAUACACAAAUACUGACCAGCUGGCAAUGACAGAUCGCCGAUAUGGGUGCAUACGUCAAGCUGCUUGAAUACGAUAACAUCGAUGGCAUGAUCCUGCUUAGCGAACUGUCCCGAAGACGUAUCCGAUCGAUCCAGAAACUCAUCCGAGUUGGCCGCAAUGAAGUAGUCGUAGUGCUUCGAGUUGACAAAGAGAAGGGCUACAUCGACUUGUCAAAACGUCGAGUGUCUCCGGAGGAUAUUGUCAAGUGCGAGGAGCGGUAUAACAAGGGCAAGAUGGUGCACUCCAUCAUGCGCCACGUCGCCGAGAAGACUCUGGUGCCCAUUGAGACCCUAUACGAGAGCAUAGCCUGGCCGCUGAACAAGAAAUACGGCCACUCCAUUGACGCGUUCAAGCUCUCCAUCACCAACCCUGACGUAUGGGGUGAUAUCACAUUCCCCAGUGAAGCUGUUGCCGAAGAGCUCAAGUCGUACAUCAGCAAGCGUCUGACACCCCAGCCGACCAAGGUGCGAGCCGAUGUCGAGGUCACCUGCUUCGAGUACGAGGGAAUCGACGCUGUCAAGGCCGCCCUGCGAACCGCCGAGGCACGUAACACCGAGGAAAACCAGGUCAAGGUCAAGUUGGUCUCCCCUCCCCUCUACGUCCUGACCAACACGUGCCUGGAGAAGCAUACCGGUAUCGCGAGACUGGAGCAGGCCAUCGUGGACAUCCGCAAGCACAUCCAAGCAGCCGGCGGGAACUUGAUCGUCAAAAUGGAGCCCAAGGCUGUCACGGAAUCUGAUGAUGCCCAACUACAGGCAUUGAUGGAGAAGAGAGAGCGGGAGAAUGCUGAAGUCAGUGGUGACGAGAGCGUCAGCGAGAGUGACGAGAACAUUCCCGGAACGGUUUGAGCGUCUCAUUUGCAUUGUACUUAAGGUUAGGGAGCCAAAACUGGGAGUUGUGGGGAAGGAACACUAAGUAUUGCCAGCAUGAUUCGCGGAAGUUGACGACGAUACGAACAUAGAGGUUACGGCCAGGUUCAGGUCCAUCAAGGGGACCUU